Panicum virgatum (switchgrass) is the source of this 980-nucleotide messenger RNA. RefSeq names its product 21 kDa protein-like. NCBI's taxonomy places the organism in Eukaryota, Viridiplantae, Streptophyta, Magnoliopsida, Poales, Poaceae. Gene Ontology annotation, biological process: negative regulation of catalytic activity. Gene Ontology annotation, molecular function: enzyme inhibitor activity. The transcript has a single exon. Bases 144 to 770 code for a protein of 208 amino acids. The record is from RefSeq and is a predicted model, not a curated record.
GGUGGCUGAUUACAAAAGCCAGCCAAACAAUCAUUCGACUAGAAGUAACCAACCCAGCCAAGAGGCAGCUACGACUCUCCACUGUGACUCCGUGAGCCUUGUGCUCCUUCCUGCUCUGCACACUCCGCACCAGCUCAGCAAUCAUGCCUCGCCCGGCCCCCCUCCUCCUCCUCCUCCACCUCCUGGCGGCCGCCGCGCUCCUGGCCCUGGCGGGCGCGUCGCCGGCGAACAGCGAAGCCGCGGCCAGCGACUUCAUCCGCAAGUCGUGCCGCGACACGCAGUACCCGUCGCUGUGCGUGCAGAGCCUGGCGUCGUACGGCGGGUCCCCGCCGCCGCGGAGCCCGCGGGAGCUGGCGCGCGCGGCGCUGAUGGUGAGCGCGGACCGCGCGCGUGCGGCGUCGGCGUACGUGGGGCGGCUGUGCGGCGGCGCGGCGAAGAAGGGCGGGCGCAAGGGCACGGCGGCGGGCGCCGUGCGCGACUGCCUGGAGAACCUGGCGGACAGCGUGGGGCACCUCCGCGACGCGGCGCAGGAGAUGGGCGGCGCCGGGAUGGGGCGCGCGGGGUCGGCGGCGUUCAAGUGGCACCUGAGCAACGUGCAGACCUGGUGCAGCGCGGCGCUCACCGACGAGAACACCUGCCUGGACGGGCUCGCCGGCCGCGGCGUGGACGCCGGCACGCGCGCCGCCAUCCGCGGCAGGGUCGUCGAGGUCGCGCAGGUCACCAGCAACGCGCUCGCCCUCGUCAACAAGGUCGGGCCACCAGGGUACUAGCCCGGGCACCUCUCUUCAUACCACCUAUAUAUGCUGCGUGUUGUGCGUCGCUUAACUAGCUCAGUUCCCAUGCCUUCUCCACCUAUAUAUGCUUGUGUAAGAUAUAGUUAAGGGCGAUAAAACUUUGGUGACCAGAACCACUUAUAUAUAUGCAAAUAAGCAAGUGUCAUGGAUCUCCUAAACCUAAAUUAAAUCGCUAAUUCUCAUCCA